[Torrubiella] hemipterigena is the source of this 4061-nucleotide messenger RNA. The record is from the annotation of a GenBank genome assembly. NCBI's taxonomy places the organism in Eukaryota, Fungi, Ascomycota, Sordariomycetes, Hypocreales, Clavicipitaceae.
CACGCAUCCCCUCUUCAUCGUGCAGAAAUAAUAGCUUGACAUCACACACACCCACAAUCUCAAUCUCAAUUCAUCACAUCCAGUCUCCCAAAUACACAAAAGAUUCGUUUACAAUGGCCGUCUCCAUCAGCACACCCUUCUCCAUCGCCGCUCCCGCCAACACGGACAUCUGGAAGCUGCCUCCCAUGCACGACGUCUACAACGCCCCCAAGUAUCUCCUCGCCAAGGAGCCUCUCACCAGCUUCCGCAGUGUCUCUGUGACUUUCACCGGCAACUACAUUUACCAGUACGACCAGGCCGGUCUCGUCCUCACCAUGACCAACCCAGACAAGCCCGACGCCCGUAAAUGGAUCAAGACGGGCGUUGAAUUCUACGAGGGCCAGCCUCGCCUCUCUACCGUGUGCACCGACAACUUCUCCGACUGGUCUGUCGCCCCCGCCCCUCACUGGGAGGACAUCAAGUGUGGCAAGAAGGCCGUCACCAUCGAGGUCGAGAAGGAGGUUGGCGACGACGGCAGCCUCUACCUUUGGGUCAACUACGUUGACGAGCUCGCCAAGAAGACGCAGCUCAGACAAAUUGGCUGGGUCUUUGGCGACAACGGUGGCGAGGGCUGGGACUUGGAGAUUGCCGCCAUGGCUGCUAGACCCGAGAAGAGCGCCCCCGAUAGCUUCCACGCCCAGUUUACUGGCGCCAGCGUAACCCGUCACGAUUAGGCUAUGACUUCUUAGAGUAUUUAUAUAUAUAUGUAACAUGUCACAAAAUAGAACAGCAAAACAUUUGAGGCCAAAACAUUCUCUAUUACCCCAAUAACCUUGAUGUCCGGAAUUCAACAUCAAGGAGGACGACUCCUCCCCAAAAAGAAGAGAAGCCAGCCCUGUUCUUCUACCGUACCCUUUUUGGGGGUAACGGUAGAAGCAUUGUAUUUCUUCCUUUUUUUUGUGUUUUUAUAGCUAUGCCAAAUAAAAAGAAAGAAACCACUCCUGAAUCCAUGCAGAGAAAAAUCCAAGACAAAAGAAAGCUAUGAUUAGCUGGGCCGAUGCUCUAUAUAUACGCCAGAAAAGCUUCGAUAUGCCUCCCGACUGAGCAUGGCCCAGGGCAAAUGUGAAAUGCUGAAAAACAAGACGCCAACGCUGGAACCCAUAUGUCCCAAGAUAUGCCGCUGUUUUACAAUAAAAGCAAUUCGUCAUUCGUCGUGAAUUAAGUUGAAAAUCAAAGAUAUCCGUUUCGCUUGUGUUGUUUCAUAGACGGGAAAAUUAAAAUUCAAACAUGACCGGGAACCCCUUUCCAUAUCGUACAGUCUGUGAAAAAGAGUCGUUAUUGUUGUUGUAAGAAACGCCAAAAAUUCGAUGCUUUUUGUCAUAUUCGUUGUUCUGUUUUUCCCAAGUAUCCAAUUUAAUGCUGAUGUAAAGAAACCCAGUCAAAAGAUCAUGUCAACAUGUUCUUUUCCUUUGCUUGAAAUCAUCAUUACAAAAGUAUAUAAAGAUGAAAGGGGGGUCGUGACGGAAAGCCCGGCCAGGGGCUUCGUCGUUGUCGAAAAGAAGGCUUUUUUGUUUUUGUGCUUUUUUUGCAUGUUGCUUUUCUGUGACCAGCAGCAGCUUGUGCUAACUGUCACGGGGCAUUCUUAUAAUGAACUCGAAACCAGCGAGGCGCAAAUCCAAAAGACAGAAGACCAAAAAGACGAUGAUUAACGCAUCUUCCACAGGAAGGCGAUGAAAACACCUGCAAAUGCAAAUCCGGAAAGAAAACAAAAAGAGCAUGUGACAAAUGAAAAGAGGCGGGCAAAAGAGGUAUGUGUGUGAGUCUGUGUGCAUCUCGUCUUGCGACGGGCAAGACAGAAAUAGAGUAGAGUUGUUUCUUGAAAGCAAAUCCAAGCAAAGCAAGCCAAAAGACAGACAAAAAUCCGAACGGCAAACUCCGACGUGAAGACGAGAAAGAAAUCAAACUCAAUACUCCAAAUCGAGAAAAAAAAUAUGUCCGCAAGAGCAAAACGCACCAAAUGAAAAAAGUAAAGUUGUAGUCGCAAGGCCCAAGGCCCCUUCUCAACUCGUAGUCUCAUCAAAAAAAAACAAUUGGUGUAAUGACAUCGCUUCCAAAACAGAAUGACCAACGCUUCAUAAGUGAAAGGCGGCAAUGGUAUAAACUCCUCCCUGUAAAGCAAUGACCCAAAAUAAUCACCAACAUUUGUCGGAACAAUCGACAAAGAAGACAAAGAAAUGAUAAAGAAAGCAAGAGAAUAAGGAAAUAAAGGAAAAGUCCAAAAGCAAAUGCUUCCCAAUGCUAGCAAGGAAAGAUAAAACAAUGGCAACCUGAUUCCCAAAAUGAAAACAAGCAGACAAUCCAAGAAAACAAGCAAAACGUCCAAUCUGAUGAGGGAGCAUUGAAAAGUUGUCAGUUGCGCAAACGCCUGCAAACAAUACGUUUCCAAAUGAAGAGAUUCGCUUCCUUUUUUUUUCAAGAUUUUCCGAGAUUAAGUUUUUUGUUGUGACUUUUCCUCUGUUCUCAUAUCUUCCAUAUCCCAUACGGUGCAAGUCCAAAUUCUCAUGGCACUCAAGAACUCCAGGCUGUCCAAAAAGAAACUCCGGGAACGAGAUGAACAAAGAAACCUGGAAAAUAGGAAAUAUCCAAAAACACCAGGACCAAUGAGUGGAGAGAUCAUGCGUUGUUCGCCAACAAACUCGAUCGGCAAAAUCAUACUGUUCGCGGCGAACGAGUGUUCGUCACGUCAAUGACGUCGUCGAGAUGGUUGCACAUGGCCACAAAUAGGUCAAAAUACAAUUUACUCCCUCCCGCCUCCAUCUCAGCCUGCAUGGUGCCGCUGCGCUUAAAGGUCUUGCGGCAGCGGAUGAUCAGGGCGAGGUAGUGCGCGCGCAGCCGGCUAUCCGUAUCGGGCGUGUUGGCGUAGGCAUACUGAGCAGAGCGCAGAAUGGUGGCUACGUCAAUGCCGGCUUGGAGACCCUGCUUUCGCAAGGCCAGGCGCUUCAGCUCUUCGAGGCCGUAGCGGUCCGCGGCGCAGUAUACUACUGUAUCGCGAAGGACUUCGGCUCCGAUGCUGUCGAGGUACACGGCGGCCUGGGGGGCUGCGCAAGUUCCUCCCUUGUCGAGUUCGGGCGAGGUCUGGGGCGUGCGCAGCUGCUGUUGCUGAAGCUGCGGGUUGUUGUAGUCUUCGAGCUCCCAAGAGUUGCGUUGCCUGUUGUGAAUCAGGCGAGGAUAGUAGUCUCCCUUGUAGAGGUACUCGAGGACGGCCGAAAAGACCUCAGGCUCUUCGUCGGGGAGCGAGAUUCGUCGGCCCUGCGCAUCGGGAAAGACAAUUCCUUGGCAAGCAGCGUCGAAGAACGGCGCUUGCCGAAGAACGUCUUCGUGCGCCGCAAAGAGGCGGCCCUCUCGGCCAAUAGUCACAGUGACAAUGGGCGAGGGACUGCUUGAGUGUUGCCGCUGGUGAGAGCGGCGAGCAUGCUGGUUCUGCAAUGCAGCCCAGUCUUGCUCAGUGAGCGAUCUUUGCAAUUUCGAUAGCUUCGCGCUGGGAUCUCGAACAGAUCCGUUUCUCUUUAGUCUCGCAGACUUGUCCACGCGCGCGCUCUGCGCCUCGUGGGAGCGGAACGAGCGUUUGAACAUGCUUGCGGUAUAAUGUUGCUGGUCGGUUUUUAUUCGAAUGAAAAAGAGCGACAAGGUGAUAACUAGAAAGAACGGCGAGGUAGUCCAAGACGGUGUAAUCGGCGAAGCGAGGUAUCAAAACGAGCGACGAGGGGAUCUACUACUCCUGCGAAGAGCAGAAAGAAAGUAAAAAGAAUGUGAUGACGCACAGAACGGUCAAAGAAACGACAGGACACUUGACAAGAGAAAGCAACGGGCCCGGGCAGAAGAAAAGAAACGCAGCGGCUUGGGGCAAAAACAAGGACAAUACUGGGCAGGACUGACAACGAAGACGGGGGAUAAUUGGCUUUCAAGCGAAUGAAAACAAAUCAGCCAGUCAGCGGUGAUGAUUCAGUCUGUCCAAGAUAUCCUCUGAAACUUUUCGCUCCGAGUUCGACAGGUUUCCAGUCCUCCAGUAUAAUGACUUUGCG